AUGGAGCCUGAUAAGGACACAACGCUUGGCUAUCGCCGAGGAAUAAGAACGAAGCAGGCACUCAAAAUGUACUGGUUGGCAAUUAUGGUAUUAGGGGUGUCAAGCGCCCACGCGCAGCUAACUGCCCAAUCUAGCUUGGCCCCUGAGCUGCGGGAGUGCUAUACGGAUCCCUUGCUGUUAAACAGAAACAAUCUGCCCCCAACAACCAUGCCAGUACUCAUAGACAUUAUUCGCAAGAUCGAGGACAAUCCCGAUGUUAACGUCGAUCUAAGACAGCUUGCUGUGUUGUUACUUCACACGUACAGGCAAGAUGGUAUCGAAUUUCACCAGCCGGAAGUCAGUUUGGGAGCUCAAUCGACUAUUCUUCCAUUUGCUCCCACUUUUCAUUCGUUCUACCGCCACAGAUUGCUGCUGACGAGAAUCAUUCCGGGGAAUCUGUUAGUACUGGCGAAUAAUACAGUGACGUCUGCUUUAAAGUGUGGUUUACAUCAAAUGCUCUCUACAACAGUUGAUGCUCGAGUGCGUGGCAAUGAAAACAGUUGCAAUCAAUUGUCGCAGUAUCGAGCCUUAAGAACCGCGAGAGACGUUUCUCUUGUUAAAGAUGAUGUGGAAAUAUUGGAUCUGUCAAUGAUGAAGGCAGCUAACACAAAAGGUCAAAUGAGAGAUUACAAUCCAAAAGAUGAAGUUGAAUACACACGCAAGAGCAGUUUCAAAUCUGAACGUCAAGUGUUGGGCCAGAGUACGUGUCCGUUGCUCAAUGGCGUCGUGAGCACUCGAUGGGGCGCUGUCUCCGCUGGCCACUUGAUAGCGGGAAUCGCGGCCGGCGCGGAACUGCAGCAGGUGCCCAUCCUGGAACUGACCAAGGGCUCAGCUCUCAACUACAAUAACGUGCAGCAAACCGUCAUGUCCAUAUAUCCUGCGACAUUAUCGGGCGAUUUAGCCGAGGCGGUGCUGAUCCAGGGCACCGAAAGGGGCAGAUCGUCAAUUUCUGUCGGCACUGCUGGAAACUGGAACAGCUCACAAGCGCCACGAUUCUACAUGCUCCACAGCCGAGUUGACGUGGAGAUGACGGACCCCGAAAUACGCGGUGAUAUAGACGGAUUUGUCAUUGGCAGCACAUUGUCCUCAGUGCUGGGUAUGUCGAGCACGCUCAAACUAUCACAGCUCCUAGAUAUGUAUUAUACAGCAAGGAACGGCGUUUAUAACCCAACCCUAAGAGCCUGCAACCGGCAGGAAUUGAGCCAACAAUAUAUAACCAGCAACAAUCUGGUAACAGAAACUCACACGUUCGCUGCUGCUUUAGACACUAACAUCCCAUUACGAGGAACCAUAACCGGAGGUCUCGAAGAUCUAGUUAAUAGCGCCGUCAAUAAUUUCCAAACUUAUACAACAAACAACAUGAACGACAUGAAUUGUAUUACUACGGAGGCGACCUUGCCGGAUUAUCGUUUCAAAACCAACCUCUACAUAGUGCUGGACGCUUUGUGGCCAUACCAGGCCGUGUACCCCGCAAUUUCGUACUUACUGGAUAAUAUAGAAGUCAGUAAAUACGGAUCGAGUGUAACAUUGCUCAGUGCUUUCGACGGGAAUGUCAUUGUGAACAAAACCUUUUCAAUAUCAGAAUUCCACACAAAUUAUACUAUGACGAGACACCAGACCUUGCUGACAGGAGUGAAUUUGGAGACCACUUUCAGGAACAUACGUAUAAUGAUGCACAGGGAACUAGAUAACGAGAGAACAGCGAACUACGUUGGGGGCAAUGCUACCGUACUUCUUUUCUUGCUUAAUAGCGGCAACAUACAAAACACGCCGGCCGUUUGGGAAGAAGCCAGAAUACUGAAUGAAACCGUGCCGGAUUUGAGGAUCCUUUUCGCCACUGCCACUAAUCAAUUUGACAAUCUCUGGAACUUGGUACGCGAUAUGCGCAAUGACAUAACUACCCUGACCUUAAACACCGAAGGAACAAAUGUUGAGCUCACCAUGAAUCCCAUUCUGGAAAGAAUUGCUCAAGUUGGACGCAGAAUUAUAAACCCAAACUGCGGGUCAACUUACCCGGCUGACUCAUCUUCAGGCGUUCGACAGUACGAAGAUUUUGUGGAACCGGGCUACAUUAAUUUCUAUUCAAUAAGCCCGAAUUACUUCUUUUUAAACAAUGACAAUCGAAAAAUACGUAUAUCACGUGGAAGCUCUGGAAUUGGCAGCUUAAUUAUUUGCUACUCGCGAAUCGCUACCCAACCCAGACAAAAUGCUACCUUGUCGGGUUUCGAUCAAAGCGCAAUAACCUGCCAGACAUUAGCAUCCAGUGGAAAUGUAGAAAUAAGCCUUCAGAAUGCAUGCGCUAACUACUGGACUAUUAAUACUUGUCCAUUCCUUUACAUUUCCGUUCAGUCAUCGGCGGCUACUUCAUCUUUGAGUGCCAUUUGCACAGAAAACGCAUGCAGAUUUCCAUACAAUAUCAGGUAUCAAGUACAAGUUGAAGAAUUGGGAUGUUUCAGCAACGCAGGCUCAAUAGGUGUGAGCCUUGCAUUAAUUUGGAUUGCGGUAUUAAGCAACAUUCUCUUCCGC
Molecule: messenger RNA, 2565 nt
Organism: Iphiclides podalirius (scarce swallowtail)
Lineage: Eukaryota; Metazoa; Arthropoda; Insecta; Lepidoptera; Papilionidae
Source: the annotation of a GenBank genome assembly